AUGGAGUACAAGAGUCAGUACGAGCACUCAACACCCCAGUACCAGCAGUCAACACCCCAGUACCAGCAGUCAACACCCCAGUACCAGCAGUCAACACCCCCAGUACGAGCAGUCAACACCCCAUACCAGCAGUCAACACCCCAGUACCAGCAGUCAACACCCCCAGUACGAGCAGUCAACACCCCAGUACCAGCAGUCAACACCCCAGUACCAGCAGUCAACACCCCAGUACCAGCAGUCAACACCCCAGUACCAGCAGUCAACACCCCAGUACGAGCAGUCAACACCCCAGUACCAGCAGUCAACACCCCAGUACCAGCAGUCAACACCCCCAGUACCAGCAGUCAACACCCCAGUACCAGCAGUCAACACCCCCAGUACGAGCAGUCAACACCCCAGUACCAGCAGUCAACACCCCAGUACCAGCAGUCAACACCCCAGUACCAGCAGUCAACACCCCAGUACGAGCAGUCAACACCCCAGUACGAGCAGUCAACACCCCAGUACCAGCAGUCAACACCCCAGUACCAGCAGUCAACACCCCAGUACGAGCAGUCAACACCCCAGUACCAGCAGUCAACACCCCAGUACCAGCAGUCAACACCCCAGUACCAGCAGUCAACACCCCAGUACCAGCAGUCAACACCCCAGUACCGGCAGUCAACACCCCAGUACGAGCAGUCAACACCCCAGUACCAGCAGUCAACACCCCAGUACGAGCAGUCAUCACCCCAGUACGAGCAGUCAACACCCCAGUACGAGCAGUCAACACCCCAGUACGAGCAGUCAACACCCCAGUACGAGCAGUCAACACCCCAGUACGAGCAGUCAACACCCCAGUACCAGCAGUCAACACCCCAGUACCAGCAGUCAUCACCCCAGUACGAGCAGUCAACACCCCAGUACGAGCAGUCAACACCCCAGUACCAGCAGUCAACACCCCAGUACCGGCAGCCUCAUGAGUUCAACUCAGGAAAGUGUAUGGUACAAGUAUAUGCAGGUGUGUGA
Messenger RNA from Procambarus clarkii (red swamp crayfish), 1008 nucleotides. NCBI's taxonomy places the organism in Eukaryota, Metazoa, Arthropoda, Malacostraca, Decapoda, Cambaridae. The record is from RefSeq and is a predicted model, not a curated record.